Trypanosoma conorhini is the source of this 696-nucleotide messenger RNA. RefSeq names its product aquaporin 9. The record is from RefSeq and is a predicted model, not a curated record. Gene Ontology annotation, molecular function: water channel activity. NCBI's taxonomy places the organism in Eukaryota, Euglenozoa, Kinetoplastea, Trypanosomatida, Trypanosomatidae. The transcript has a single exon. Gene Ontology annotation, cellular component: plasma membrane. The coding region runs from base 1 to 696 and encodes 231 amino acids. Gene Ontology annotation, biological process: transmembrane transport.
AUGGCGCUCUCUCCGUUUGUGAGCGAGGUUGUGGCGGAGUUUGUUGGCACGUUCCUCUUCGUGUUAACCAUCCCGCUGGCCUCGCUGGGUGUGGGAUCGCUAGCCCCACUGCCGAUUGGCUUUAUGCUUGCGGCGAUGACGUUCUCCUUUGGAUACAUUAGUGGAGCUCAUUUUAAUCCGGCCGUCACCUUUGCCACGUUGAUCAACGGCAAGAUUUCCUUAAAGAAGGCGCUGUUCUACAUGCUCGCACAGAUUGUGGCUGCUUUUUUGGCGGCCCUGUACGGCUCUGCCAUCGUUGGCCUCGAUAUUCCUGUUCCUUCGACGGAUGUCUCUCUCGUGAGCGUGUGGCAGGCCCUCCUGUGCGAGAUGGUGUACACCUUCGCCUUGGCCUCUGUGGUGCUGCAUGUGAACUACUCUAGGCAGCGGGGCAACGAGUUUUACGGGUUUGCGAUCGGCAUGACCGUGCUCUCCGCCUCCUUUGCCGUGGGUGGGUUCACUGGCGGUGCCUUUAAUCCUGCCGUGGCCACGGGCACGCAACUGGUUGGCUGCAUUGGCGGGAAAUGCAAGCCACUGAUCUUUUUUUGGAUCUAUUGGGCCGCACCACUGGGCGGCUCUCUCCUGGCCUCGAUUGCCUAUCAAAUUCUGGACACGCACGAUCGCACGGCGCUCAACGGUGUCUCUGGUCGAGUCUUCUGA